UCAGCAGCGACAACCCCAGAGGAAGGAAACUUAUGAGCAGAACCAUAGACAUAGGCCGAGAAAUAGACAUGACGUCGAUGACAGACAUAAUAUAAAGUCGAGCAGAACCAAUGCGGCUUUAAUGGUCCCGGCUGGACUGAGUCAGGACGGGGAUGAUCUCCAGGGUUCCGCCCGCAGCGCUCUCUCUGAAGCAGUUCCUACAGAGGCAGAGAGUUUUGGCUCUUUACCGAAACAUGUUGAGGACCAUCCGCCAGGUUCCGGACGAGGCAGACCGGAAGUAUCUGAGAGACUGGGCCAGGGACGAGUUCAAGAGGAACAAGGACGCCACCAAUCAGGUUCUGCUUAAUGUUGGCCUCUGCGUUUCACAACCACCGAUCUCUAUUAUACACUGGGUUAUACACUGUAAACCCACCAGCCGCCAUAUUGUUCUGUCCUUGGCUCAGGAUGCCAUCCGCAUGAUGAUCACCCAGGCCAGCAACCACCUGGAAGAGCUGCAGAAGUCCCUGGCACUGGCUAGGAGUUGACAUCUGCAUUCUUCAUGUUGCUGCAGAGAACUGUUCAGGACCUUUCUUCAAAGAAGAAAGCCUGGAUUUCAGUUUGGAGCACCAAUUAAAGCUGUGACACUGACAGCUUCAUACUGCACCUGUUUUGGCUCCUGUGUGUCCAUGAAUGAGUCCAACGGAGCGUCUGCCAUCAUGCAUUCAAUGUAAAUUAAAGAGGAAAUGAAGACAGUACAACA
Fundulus heteroclitus (mummichog) is the source of this 739-nucleotide messenger RNA. It is a transcript of the gene lyrm2, whose product is annotated as LYR motif containing 2. The record is from RefSeq and is a predicted model, not a curated record. Gene Ontology annotation, cellular component: mitochondrion. The coding region runs from base 153 to 524 and encodes 123 amino acids. The transcript is spliced from 3 exons. Lineage: Eukaryota; Metazoa; Chordata; Actinopteri; Cyprinodontiformes; Fundulidae.